Molecule: messenger RNA, 1128 nt
Organism: Acanthosepion pharaonis
Lineage: Eukaryota; Metazoa; Mollusca; Cephalopoda; Sepiida; Sepiidae
Source: the annotation of a GenBank genome assembly
AUGCGCCUCAUUAUCAUCCUUUUACUCUCUCACCUCAUUAUAACCAUUUUUCUUAUUCGCCUCAUUAUCAUCCUUUUACUCUCUCACCUCAUUAUAACCAUUUUUCUUAUUAUCAUCUUUUUCCAUUCUACGCCUCAUUAUCAUCAUUUUUCUUCUUUGCCUCAUUACCAACAUUUUUAUUCUUCGCAUUAUUAUCGAUCUUUUCCCCCUUUACCUUAUUAUCAGCCUUUUUCUACUUCGCCUCAUUAUAAUCCUUUCUCUCCUUCCAUUCUUUUUCUUCUUCGCUACAUUAUUAUUCUUUUUCUCCUUCGCCUCAUUAUCACCAUUUUUCUUCUCCCUGCUAUUAUCAUCAACCUUUUUCUCCUUCAUUUCAUUAUCAUCAUUUUCCUUCUCCACAUCUUUAUUAUCCUUUACUUCAUUAUCAACCUUUCUCUUCUUCGCCUUAUUAUCCCCUUUUUUCUCCUUCAUCUCAUUAUCGCCCUUUUCCUCUUCUUUUUUUCUUCUUCACCAUCAUCAAUUUUUUCUUCGAUUAUUAUCGUCCUUUUUUUUUCUCGUUUAUUUUAUUGUUACCCUUUUUUCCUCCGCAUUAUUAUCAUUCUUUUUCUUCUACGCCUCAUUAGCGUCAUUUUUCUUAUAUAUAAUCCUUUUUUUCUUCUUCGCCUCAUUAUUAAUCUCUCUAUAUCUUCGACUCAUUUUCCUUCUUUUUCUUCUCGCCCUAUUAUGAACCCUAUUUUCCUUCGCCACAUUAUCGUUCUUUCACUUCUUCGUCUUCCUAUUGUUCUUAAUUUUCUUAUUGUUGUUUUUAGUCAUAUACGCUACCGUGAGUUUUCUGGUCAUCCCGGAGAUACAGGAGAGUGUCUCUCUUUCCCCCCCACCUCUCUCUCUCUCUCUUUUUCUCUCUCUCUUGGCAUGGCUUGGCUUCCCCUCGUACGUAGAACCGCAACUGUAGCCCGCGUACGUAGAACCGCAUCUGUUGCAUCUGUAGCCCCCAUACGUAGAACCACAUCUGCAGCCUUCUUACGGAGAACUGCAUCUGCAGCCUUCUUACGGAGAACUGCAUCUGCAGCCUUCGUACGUAGAACCGCAUCUGCAGCCUUCGUACGUAGAACCGCAUCUGUAGCCCUCUGA